GUCCCACCUCCAAAUCUACGAUCUUCUCUUAGGUUGGCAAGAAGAGAUGGAUCCAACCAUCGCGAGGAUUAGAACGAACCGGCAUUCCCUGACUCCUUCCCUCCGCGGGGUACGCUGGGGGCUGUAGUUCUCCGCUGGCUAGCAGUGCACGGUGGGGCCGGGAAAGUUGAUCUCGGAGAACUACAAUCGCCCUGGGCGGGCCUCACCGGCUCCUUUGCAGUGCAUUCUGGGGAAUGUGGUUUGCUGUGGCUUGGAGACGCUUCGCUGGGUGGCGGAGCCAGUUCCGAGAAACCACGGUCGGGGAAGGAAGUGUCGGUUUAAUUCUCACCCCCACGGCCCAGGCUUGGGUCCUCAGCGGGUGCGCUCUGGAAGGGUCCAGCUGCUGGCAGGACUGCUUUUCCUGAACACGCUGCAAGCACGUGAAGGUAGUUGGGAGUCCCCUAGCCAUGGAUAAAUUCGUCAUUCGAACGCCUAGAAUCCAGAAUAGCCCUCAGAAGAAAGAUCCUGGUGCAAAGAUUUACAAGCAGGCCACGAUUGAAUCUCUUAAGAGAGUUGUGGUUAUAGAAGACAUAAAAAGGUGGAAAACUACGUUGGAGCUUCCUGGUCAGACCAGAGAGAAUCUAGUUGAAGCUUUACGAGAAUUAAAGAAGAAAAUACCCUCCAGGGAAGUGUUAAAAUCAACAAGGAUAGGUCACACUGUGAAUAAGAUGCGUCAGCACUCAGAUUCAGAAGUGGCUUGUCUUGCUGGAGAAGUUUACACUGAGUGGAGAACUUUCAUUGAAAAACAUUUAGACAGACCUUCUAUUGAAGUGCGAAGUGACCCCAAAACUGAGACAUUCAGGAAAAAUGCCCAGAAAUUACUCUCAGAAGCCUUGGAAUUAGAGAUGGAUCACCUACUGGUUGAAAAUAUUGAGCGGGAAACGUUUCAUCUCUGCUCCCGCCUCAUUAAUGGGCCAUACCGGCGGACGGUGAGAGCCCUGGUCUUCACAUUAAAGCACCGAGCUGAAAUCCGGGCUCAGGUGAAGAACGGCUCGCUGCCAGUCGGCACGUUUGUACAGAACCACAAAAAAUGACCCGAGGAUGGUUCCAAAGCUGGGCUGGGCAGAAAGCAAAAUGGGCCUCUCUCUGCCAUUCAAAGACUCUUUUGAGUUUGGGUGAUGGCUGCUGCUGGUGGUGCUAAAUUUUCCCAUGGUGCCAUUCCUUCAGACAGAGGAUGCGGAGAGCCCCGGGAGCCAGGCCUGCGGGAGAUGCUUCAUUAGCUGUAUGCACUUGCGCUGCCUCACGGGACGUGCGCUGGCUGUCACUAGGAAGCGCGGUAUGGUUGCCAUCACCCAACCCAGUGAAAGGGUGACAGAUUUCACUGUGAGUGCGCCAAGGACACCUCUAAACUUCCCCCAUGUCAGGCAGAUGAAGUUACUACUUUAUUUCGCCACCCUGCAGGUAACUGAAACUCAAUUACUGUGGCUGCACACUCAGUUCCAUCCCCCUGAGUUUAGAUAGCUCUGGUGCCUCUCAGAACUCCCCUGUCUGUUCUCUUUGCUCUACCCCGGGGGUGAGCCUGCUGGAGCCAGCCAACUACCCCUUCUUUCCAGAACUCACUUAUCUGAACAUUUCAGCUCUCCCUGGAAGACCUUCUGCAUUGGUCUCCAGAGCCCCCAUGCUGAGGCUUCUAAUGAGGAACUGGCCUGAAGCGUCCCCCUACCUUGGGGUUUAUUUGAAUACGCUGGCUCUUGGUUUAGGGCUCCGUAGAAGAUACAUAAUGAAAUUUCUCUUGAAAUGAAUUACCACAGUAGAAAAAAACACAUCUAUAUUCUGAAAUGAAAUGCCUCUGUACAGGCCUGCUUGAACAAUUACAUAAAUGAGAUUUGCUCUUUU
Panthera uncia (snow leopard) is the source of this 1875-nucleotide messenger RNA. RefSeq names its product transcription elongation factor A N-terminal and central domain containing 2 (gene TCEANC2). The transcript is spliced from 5 exons. The record is from RefSeq and is a predicted model, not a curated record. Gene Ontology annotation, cellular component: nucleus. Bases 447 to 1073 code for a protein of 208 amino acids. NCBI's taxonomy places the organism in Eukaryota, Metazoa, Chordata, Mammalia, Carnivora, Felidae. Gene Ontology annotation, biological process: DNA-templated transcription.